This is a messenger RNA of Phytophthora nicotianae INRA-310, 2343 nucleotides long. RefSeq lists its product as hypothetical. Gene Ontology annotation, cellular component: cytosol; peroxisomal membrane. The record is from RefSeq and is a predicted model, not a curated record. The transcript has 3 exons. Gene Ontology annotation, molecular function: ATP binding; ATP hydrolysis activity. The coding region runs from base 1 to 2343 and encodes 780 amino acids. Gene Ontology annotation, biological process: protein import into peroxisome matrix. Lineage: Eukaryota; Oomycota; Peronosporomycetes; Peronosporales; Peronosporaceae.
AUGCAAGAGAAGAGUUGCAAGCGGACGAGGCUGUCUAUCCGUGCUGCAUUGCCACAGGAGCUUGGACUCACAAUGCAGCCGUCUGCACCAUACCGUCGGAAACAUCAAGAGCAACCUGCAGCUGCUUCGUACGCAAUGAUCGCUCCACUUCUAGUCUCGAGCCUAUCAUGUCGCCAGCACGCUUUGCUACAGCAACGUGACGGUCUGUUGGACGCAAUUCGAUCCUAUUUUGCAACGCCCAAAGUGAUGCAAGUGGGAGAUAUCUUCGCUGUAGAGCUUCGAGAGACAACGCAAUCUCAUAUUUCCAAAGAGAACAAAUGGUCCAGAGAAAACUACGUGCCGUACAAGACCGUGGAUGUGCCUGCUGCUUGUAUGAGGCCGAAAGAGGGCGAAGCUGCCGAGCCAGUGACGGAGCUCAUGCCUCCGACGUUGGAUUUGGACACUUCGCUUAUGUUUUUCCGGGUCGAGAGAUUGGAUGGAGAGAGUAAGGAUGCGUUGGCGUUGACGGUGUCUGACGCUACGGAGCUUAUGCAAGGUUCGUCAACUUCGGCGCCGUCUCCUGAUGAGACAACCAUCAAGCAGUUCAUCACACAGAGCAGAUAUCAUGGUGCCGCACCGGUAUCUGACUCAGCUCUACCCUCGACUACCCAGCAAGAGUUGUACGAAGUACUCUACCCGGCCCAGUUGUGCGAUAUCCCGGUAUCGGUGCUGCUAAGUGGAGCUCGAGGUGUUGGCAAGAAGACGCUCGUGCAUCAAGUGGCCAAGCAGUUGGGAGUGAUCACUGUGGAGGUUCCAUUCACUGAUCUCACGGGUCAAUCAGAGCUUCAUCUGCUGGAAAAUGUGCGGGAUCAAGUAUCAAAAGCUCAGGCCUUAUCACCCUGUCUCCUAUAUAUUAGUCAUCUCUUCCCAGUCGAAAAGGACAACGAGGAAGCGGAGUUGCGGAUCGGUGCUGUUCUCUCUGAGUGCAUCCGCUCACUGAGUCAGAACCAGCACAGUAUCCCGUUGAUCGCGUGCGUAGAAGACGUCAACGAAGUGCCCAAGUUUAUUCGACAGUGCUUCCUUUACGAGAUGCACCUCGAGGCACCCGAUCUUUCCAAGCGACUGGGGUUCUUACAGCACAUGGCAACAUCUAUAGAGAUCGAUGAGGACGUGGACUUGACGGAGAUUGCACAGUUGACUGCGGGUCGGACGUAUGGAGAGCUGUCGGCAAUGCUAGCAGAUGCUGGGAGUCUAGCAAUCGAGAGGAUUCUGGGCGACGAGACGGACACCAGCGACGUAUCGCUGGAAGAUGUGGUGUUUGCUAACUCGGACGAUCUCCCACGCAAGUGCUGCGUAUCAGCGAAGGACAUGGAGGAAGCUGCCCAGAAUCAGCAAGCCCAAGCAUCUUCGGCCAACAUUGGCAAUGCGUCGAUUCCCAACGUUAAGUGGACUGAUGUGGGUGGUCUAGAAGACGUCAAGGACGAGAUUCUGGACGUGGUGCAGCUACCGAUCAAGCACCCAGAGCUGUUCGCCAGUGGAGUCCGUCAACGGUCUGGUAUUUUGCUGUAUGGACCUCCAGGAACAGGCAAGACUCUCCUAGCGAAGGCCAUUGCGACUGAAUGCAACCUCAACUUCCUCAGUGUCAAGGGCCCUGAGCUGCUGAACAUGUACAUCGGUGAAAGCGAGAAGAACGUUCGACAAGUUUUCGCCAAGGCUCGUAGCUGUCGUCCUUGUAUUCUUUUCUUUGAUGAAUUGGACUCGCUAGCACCGAUGCGUGGACGUGGCUCAGACUCGGGUGGUGUCAUGGACCGCGUGGUCUCGCAGCUUCUGACGGAGAUCGACGGGCUUAGCGGUGGUGGAAACGAUCAAGUGUUUGUCAUUGGCGCCACGAACCGCCCAGAUCUGCUGGAAACAGGACUGCUACGUCCCGGUCGCUUUGAUCGGUUGUUAUAUCUUGGCAUUUGCACCGACAAAUCAGCGCAACUCAAGGUGUUGAAGGCGCAGACGAGGAAGUUCACACUGGCGGAAGAUGCUGAUUUGGAUGCUGUAGUGGAGCAUUGCCCCACCAACUUUACAGGCGCUGACUUCUACGCACUCAGUUCCAGUGCACUAGCGGCUGCACUUAAGGAUCGAGUGGAAGCUCUUGACAAACAACUCGAGGAGAUCAACGCGGAGGACUGCUACUCUUCAAGUCCCAUGACAAUCCGUCUACUUCUCAACCGAUUGUCGCCUGAAGAGUUGCGUGUACCUGUUGGUCAAGAGCACUUUAUGACGGCGCUUUCGCAGGUGGUUCCAUCGGUGUCGCCUGCAGAAAUUCAGCAUUAUGAAAACCUGAAACAGCAGUACAGUUCAAGACAAACUUAA